This is a messenger RNA of Spodoptera exigua (beet armyworm), 2083 nucleotides long. Lineage: Eukaryota; Metazoa; Arthropoda; Insecta; Lepidoptera; Noctuidae. The record is from the annotation of a GenBank genome assembly.
UGCAAAUCCACAAACUGCGGAUUCCUAAAAACCACCAAAAAGCCGACAACGCACUUGUAACUCUUCUGGUUUUGCAAAGGUGAUCAGGAAAUCGUCUGAACGUUAGCCAACCAUAAAAAACAUUGAUAACCUAACCUAAACAUUAAAAUAAAACAAUUGAUAAAUAAAUGAUAACAGGUAUGUAUCUUUUACAUAACGAAAACAAAUCUGGGAACUUUAAAUAUUUUGACACGUAAUAACAAAACGCGAAUAACCUUCAGAUAUCAUUGAAAUGUCAAAAAGACAUUUGUUAUCAAAAACUACAAUACAGUUAGUUGGCCGCGGCUCGCGAAAUACCUGUGUAACUUCAAUUAAAAUCAUGGAACCCAAAGUUAAUUUAAAACAAGACCCAGCCUACGUAGAAAUUCAAAAAUUCUACGAUGCUAAUGCCGACAAAAUCAACAUUCAACAGCUGUUCAAAGAAGAUGCCGAUCGCUUUAAUAAAUUCAGUCUCCGUAUCCCCACUCCGAACGACGGAGAGAUCUUGCUGGACUACUCCAAGAACCGCAUCAAUGAGCAGGCAUGGAGUUUGCUGUUGAACCUGGCCAAGAGCAGGAAUGUGGAGAAAGCUCGAGAUGCUAUGUUCUCAGGUGAGAAGAUAAACUUUACGGAGGACCGCGCAGUCCUGCACAUUGCCCUCCGCAAUCGGCAGAACCGUCCCAUCCUAGUUGGCGGCAAGGAUGUCACGCCAGACGUCAACGCCGUCCUAGCCCAUAUGAAGGAGUUCUCCGGGCAGGUCAUCAGUGGACAGUGGAAAGGGUACACUGGCAAGCAGAUCACAGAUGUUAUCAACAUUGGUAUCGGUGGGUCUGACCUUGGCCCGCUGAUGGUCACUGAAGCUCUCAAACCUUACGCCAACCACCUCAAGGUCCACUUUGUCUCCAACAUCGACGGCACCCACUUGGCAGAGGUGCUGAAGCGGUUGAACCCUGAGACUGCAUUGUUCAUCAUCGCUUCCAAGACCUUCACUACCCAGGAAACCAUCACCAACGCCACGUCAGCAAAGACCUGGUUCCUCGAGGCUGCUAAGGAUCCAUCAGCCGUAGCGAAGCAUUUUGUAGCACUAUCGACGAACGCUGAAAAGGUGACUGCAUUCGGUAUAGACCCCAACAACAUGUUCGGUUUCUGGGACUGGGUCGGUGGCAGGUACUCUCUGUGGUCGGCUAUCGGUCUGUCUAUCUCCCUCUACAUCGGCUACGAUAACUUCGAGAAACUUCUAGAAGGAGCCAGCUUCAUGGACCAACACUUCACCACUGCGCCAUUGGAGAAAAAUGCGCCGGUGAUCUUAGCGUUGCUCGGCGUGUGGUACUCAAACUUCUACGGCGCGGAGACACACGCACUACUUCCAUACGACCAGUAUUUACACAGAUUCGCAGCAUACUUCCAGCAAGGUGACAUGGAAAGUAACGGGAAGUAUGUGACUCGUUCAGGGGCCCAGGUUGACUACAGCACGGGCCCCAUCGUAUGGGGGGAGCCUGGCACUAACGGACAACACGCAUUCUACCAACUCAUUCACCAAGGAACCAGAUUGAUCCCCUGCGACUUCAUUGCUCCGGCGCAGACCCACAACCCAAUCUCCAACGGCGUGCACCACAAGAUCUUACUCGCCAACUUCCUCGCUCAAACUGAGGCGCUCAUGAAGGGAAAGUCUGCUGAUGAGGCUAAAGCUGAGUUAGAGAAGUCAGGUAUGGCAGCCGACGCUGUCGCCAAGAUUCUCCCGCACAAAGUUUUCAAAGGCAACCGACCCACCAACUCUAUAGUCGUGAAGAAAGUCACGCCUUUCACCCUCGGCGCUCUAAUUGCGCUCUACGAGCACAAAAUCUUCACUCAAGGUGUCAUUUGGGACAUCAACUCCUUCGACCAAUGGGGAGUGGAACUCGGCAAGCAGUUAGCUAAGGCGAUCGAGCCAGAAUUACAGGAUAAUAAUCCCGUAUCCAGCCAUGACGCGUCCACUAACGGACUUAUUAACUUUUUAAAAGCUAACUUUUAAAUCACAUUGAAGCCGUUUUCUGAUCGUUCUUUAUUAUUUUGAAAAGUGGUUGAG